UAAAAGCGAGCCGGACUCUCCAGUUCCCCGGUCGCAGCGCACGACCCGAGGUACUGCGGUCCGAUCCGGUCCUGUCCGGUCCCGGCUCGUCCUACAAGUGCAGCCCCUUCUCCUCCUCCUCCUCCUCCUCCUCCUCCUCAUUCGCCUCCCUCGUAGCUUCACAUGGGAAGACUGAGACGGAGGAGCUGCGCACGGAACACCUGAGCCAUGGGGGUGUUUCACUCGGCGCCCUAUGAGCACGAAUUUCACGCGUUAGCGGAGAAGACGGGAUUUUCCCUGGAGCAGAUCAGCAUCCUCCACAAACGCUUCAUGCAGCUGAGCCACAACGAGGACUCUCUACGGAGAGAAGACUUCAAAACCAUUUCAGACCUGGCCAGCAACCCAAUACGGUUCCAAAUUAUUGAAGCCUUCUUCGACAAAAGGAAUUUCCGGCAGAAUGGUGAGGGCUCUGUUGAGGAGAUCAGCUUCGAGCAGUUCCUCACCGUCAUGUCCCACUUUCGACCUGUCCCGGUUCACACCAUGACGGAAGAGCAGCGGGAGAGUCUGCGGCGGGAGAAGCUUCGCUUUCUCUUCAACAUGCAUGACACAGAUAAUGAUGGAACAAUCACCCUGGAGGAAUACAGGCGUGUUGUGGAGGAACUCCUGUCUCGCAGCGGUGCCUUGGGAAAGGAGACCGCCAAGGGUAUUGCAGACGCCGCCAUGCUGGAAGUGGCCAGUGUCUCAGUCGGCCACAUGGAACCAGACGAGUUCUACGAAGGAAUAACUUUUGAUCAUUUUCUGAAGAUUCUGAACGGCAUCGAGAUCGAAACACGGAUGCACAUCCGCUUUCUGAACAUGGAUACUACCAACCUGUGCAAAUGAGACCUGCUCCUUCCAGCCUCUCUGGCUCACAGUAACACAACUCGCAUGACCUCUUUUUGGACAAUCUUGGCUGUUGAAGCCAGAAGAGCUGAACAUUCGCACGAAUAACAGACUUCAAUAUGCACAGAUCUGCACAGAUCUAGUUUUAGACCAAAAAUAGGUGGAAAAUGCAUAUGCAACUUCUCACAAUCUAGAUUUCAGUGAUUUUUAAAAAUCAUCAAAAAAAAAAGACUCAAUUUUAAUACGUGCAUGCAGUUUGAGCCCCAUUU
This is a messenger RNA of Scleropages formosus (Asian bonytongue), 1130 nucleotides long. It is a transcript of the gene tescb, whose product is annotated as tescalcin b. The coding region runs from base 208 to 861 and encodes 217 amino acids. The transcript is spliced from 8 exons. Lineage: Eukaryota; Metazoa; Chordata; Actinopteri; Osteoglossiformes; Osteoglossidae. Gene Ontology annotation, molecular function: calcium ion binding. The record is from RefSeq and is a predicted model, not a curated record.